AUGGCACUGAGCCCAGAGCCAUCGAGCAGGUUCCCGGUGCCGGCUACGAUGGGCAGCGCCAUGCCUGAGCUGCCUGGUGCCCCCAAUGCGUCCUUCAACAGCUCGUUGGCCAGCCCAACGGAGCCCAACUCCCUGGAGGACCUGGUGGCCACGGGCACCAUCGGGGUGGUGCUCUCAGCCAUGGGCGUAGUGGGCAUGGCAGGCAAUGUGUACACACUGACGGUCAUGUGCCGCUUCCUGCACGCCUCGGCCUCCAUGUACGUCUACGUCAUCAACCUGGCGCUGGCGGACCUCCUCUACCUGCUCAGCAUCCCCUUCAUUGUAGCUACUUACGUCACCAAGAGGUGGAACUUCGGCGACGUGGGCUGCCGCAUCCUCUUCAGCCUGGACUUCCUGACCAUGCACGCCAGCAUCUUCACCCUGACCCUCAUGAGCAGGGAGCGCUACGCCGCCGUGGUGAGGCCACUGGACAUGGUGCAGCGUUCCAAGGGCUACCGCAAGGUCCUGGCGCUGGGCACGUGGCUGCUGGCACUGCUGCUGGCACUGCCCAUGAUGCUGGCCAUCCGGCUGGUCCGCAGGGGCCACAAGAGCCUCUGCCUGCCGGCCUGGGGCCAGCGCACCCACCGCGCCUAUCUGACGCUGCUCUUCGGGACCAGCAUCGUGGGGCCCGGCGUGGUCAUCGGGCUGCUCUAUGUCCGCCUGGCCCGGGCCUACUGGCUAUCGCAGCGGGCCUCCUUCACGCAAACGCGGCGGCUGCCCAACCCCAGGGUGCUCUAUCUUAUCCUGGGCAUCGUGCUGCUCUACUGGGCCUGCUUCCUGCCCUUCUGGCUGUGGCAGCUCCUUGCCCAAUACCGCGGGGCCCCGCCGCUCGCUCCCCGCUCCGCCCGCAUCGUCAACUACCUGACCACCUGCCUCACCUAUGGCAACAGCUGUGUGAACCCCUUCCUCUACACGCUGCUCACCAAGAACUAUCGUGACUACCGCCAACGCUCGCUCCACAGCAGGGGCACCGGUGGGCCUGUGGGCGUCCGCAGCCUCCCGCAGGGCCACACCCGCUGCCAGCGCGGCUCGGGUCGCUCCGUGUCCUCCAGCAGCCAGCAGGCCACUGAGACCAUCGCGCUGUCCCAGGCAGCCCGUGGGAGUCUCUGCGUCUGA
This is a messenger RNA of Dama dama (fallow deer), 1155 nucleotides long. RefSeq names its product urotensin 2 receptor (gene UTS2R). NCBI's taxonomy places the organism in Eukaryota, Metazoa, Chordata, Mammalia, Artiodactyla, Cervidae. The transcript has a single exon. Gene Ontology annotation, molecular function: urotensin II receptor activity. The coding region runs from base 1 to 1155 and encodes 384 amino acids. The record is from RefSeq and is a predicted model, not a curated record. Gene Ontology annotation, biological process: blood vessel diameter maintenance; regulation of blood pressure; neuropeptide signaling pathway. Gene Ontology annotation, cellular component: membrane.